AUGGAGGGUGAACCAAGCACUGAGGAACCUCAAGCCGGGCCAUCCUCAAGCACAUCGUCCAGGCCCUCACCCUCCGAUGACGAAGGAGAGCACGAUCUGCUCUCCGACGUCAGUCCUAGGGGACCAGUGCAGCUUCCACCAUCGCCAAUGCCAUCGGAUGACAGCAGUGCUCUCACGAGUGUCCACUACACUGCUGCCCGUGAUUCGGAUUCUGGAACCUCCGGACGAUCAAACCCUGCUCCCGCCAUCCCCGACCCUUCACCUUCUCAUGUCUGUUCACCUGUCUCUGUGAAUGCCACUGUGACAUGGGAACUGGCCCCUGCUCUGUGGCAGUUCGACGUUCUGCUGGCUCCAUUCCAGUUUGACCUAGAUCUUCAGCCGCUGUCCCUUAACGACACAUUGCUGCGCAUGCAAUGGGAUGAUGCAAACAAAUUGACAGGUGCAUUCAACUUGACAUUUUCCGCACAUGCAGCGGUGCCAUUUUCACUAGACAGCAGCUCUGAGACGUCACUGGGAGUUCCUCUUCGUGCAUCAUCAUCCAACAUGCACACCAGCUCUCCGUCUCCAUCCGUGUCUGUUCUAUCUGCGCGGUCUCCAUCUGCGCUCUCUCCAUCGGCGCUCUCUCCACAUGUGCCCUCACCACCCACACCCUCUCCAUCUGUGCCCUCAUUGCCUGCCCCCUCUCAUUCCAUGCCCUCUCCAUUAAUCCCAUCUCGUUCUGCACCUUCACUUACACUCACCCCAUCUGGACCCUCCAUGCCCAUAUCCUCUGUGUGUGCACCUUCCACCUCCAUGCCAUCUCUGCCUAGAUCUUCAGCCUCCGGUGUCCCUGCUCCAUCGGUCCUGGUUUGCCCAGAGCCAGUGGAUGUGUCCUUGUCUGCACUUACAAGUGUGAGUUCUUCAACCUGUGGAUGCUGCCGAGUGCCUCAAAAGCAACAUGUUCAUGAGAUUCCUGUGGCGAUGGAGGCUUCGCCUGCAGCUUCUGAGGGUCCAUCAGCUACAAGAUCAAGUCACCCAGCCCGGACACGUGUUGCACCGAAACAGGCCGAUGUCUAUUGGUCACGUAGUGGGAAGCAGCAACCGAUUGUCGCCACGGGACAGGACACUGAGGUACCAGCUCGCGGAGGGAAGAGGUCUGCAGGUAGGCAAUGCAGGUAG
This is a messenger RNA of Sparassis crispa, 1158 nucleotides long. RefSeq lists its product as hypothetical. The coding region runs from base 1 to 1158 and encodes 385 amino acids. The transcript has a single exon. The record is from RefSeq and is a predicted model, not a curated record. NCBI's taxonomy places the organism in Eukaryota, Fungi, Basidiomycota, Agaricomycetes, Polyporales, Sparassidaceae.